Molecule: messenger RNA, 1098 nt
Organism: Tympanuchus pallidicinctus (lesser prairie-chicken)
Lineage: Eukaryota; Metazoa; Chordata; Aves; Galliformes; Phasianidae
Gene: RGR
Product: retinal G protein coupled receptor
Exons: 7
Coding region: 1-888 (295 amino acids)
Biological process (GO): visual perception; phototransduction; G protein-coupled receptor signaling pathway
Cellular component (GO): membrane
Molecular function (GO): G protein-coupled receptor activity
Source: RefSeq, a predicted model, not a curated record
AUGGUCACUUCACAUCCUCUCCCUGAAGGCUUCACUGAAAUAGAGGUGUUUGCCAUCGGCACAGCCCUACUGGUAGAAGCCCUGCUUGGUUUCUGUCUGAAUGGCUUGACCAUUAUUUCAUUCCGAAAAAUCAAAGAACUCCGAACACCCAGCAACCUGCUGGUUCUCAGCAUCGCACUGGCUGACUGCGGGAUAUGCAUCAAUGCAUUCAUUGCUGCCUUUUCCAGCUUCCUCAGGUACUGGCCCUAUGGCUCCGAGGGCUGUCAGAUUCAUGGAUUCCAAGGUUUCUUGACAGCACUAGCCAGCAUUAGCUCCAGUGCAGCAGUUGCCUGGGACCGGUAUCAUCACUACUGUACAAGGAGCAAGCUGCAGUGGAGCACGGCCAUCUCCAUGAUGGUGUUUGCGUGGCUGUUUGCUGCCUUCUGGGCCACUAUGCCCUUGCUGGGCUGGGGGGAGUAUGACUACGAGCCCCUCCGAACCUGCUGCACCCUGGACUACAGCAAAGGGGACAGAAAUUAUAUCACAUUCCUUUUUGCCCUGUCCAUUUUCAAUUUCAUGAUCCCGGGCUUCAUCAUGAUGACAGCCUAUCAGUCCAUACACCAGAAGUUCAAGAAAAGCGGGCACUAUAAGUUUAACACUGGCUUACCUUUGAAGACGCUGGUCAUUUGCUGGGGUCCCUACUGCCUUCUAUGUUUCUAUGCAGCAGUUGAAAACGUGAUGUUCAUUUCACCAAAAUACCGAAUGAUUCCUGCCAUUAUUGCCAAGACGGUGCCAACCGUGGACAGCUUUGUGUAUGCCUUGGGCAAUGAGAACUACAGAGGAGGAAUAUGGCAGUUCCUCACAGGACAGAAGAUUGAGAAAGCAGAGGUUGAUAACAAAACUAAGUAACCCAUUACAACCUCAAGCCACAUUAAUGCAGGUACACCAGUGAAAGCAACGCAGUAGAGGAAGACAUGUACACUGUGGUAUGUACAUGCAAAGGUGAUUCCACGUUGAAAAGGCUGUGCACUGACUACAAGCAAUGAAAGAAAGCCCCAUGGAUUACUGUUGAAACCAUCAUGAGCUGCUUGUCAAACAAGCUGCCACAAACCUGUCUUG